UCUCCCUCAACGCUGGAUGUUGCCCCCCGCUCGCUAUCUUUUUGAGCCCGACAUCCCACUUGUUUUCACUAACAAAAGCCAACGUUCUCUCUAGAUUUUCCUUACGCGUUCCUCUUUUGCUGACUUUUGCAUAACAUUGGACAAGAUGGUUCGGAAGGAUCCUAUAUUCGAAGCCCGUACGAAUGUCAAGCUACACUCUAAUCGAUUGAAAAAGGAGGCCGCCCGCGCGGAAGCGACCUUCAAAUCUGAGAAGGCAAAGGCCGACAAGGCCAUGAAAAAUCGUGAAUUCCAGAUCGCCCGCAUUCAUGCUGCCUCUGCUGUACGUGAGAAACGCAGACAGGUGACACUCAAAGCAGAGGCUGCCCGAGCUGAUGUCAUCAUCAAUGAGCUCAAGGCAGCACAGAGCACUCGGGACACCUCUCGGACGCUUGCGUUGGCAUCACGGGGCUUGGAUGCUGCGUCCAAGAGUGUGAACCUUGAGAGCCUGGUCUCUCAUGCAAAUAACUUCCUGGCGCGCUCUGAAGAUUUCAAGAUCGCUAGCAAUGCGAUCGAGGAUGUUGCACAAGGUGUCUCUUUGCAAGAAAACGGGGCGGAGGGUGAAGCCGAUGUGGAUCGCCUGAUGGAGCAACUUGCUGAUGACGCUGGUGUGGACCUACGGAUGGCUUUGGAGCAGGAUGUUGCCCCUAAAGAGGACGUUAAGGUUCCUAGGCAGGCCGAUUCUGAGCUUGAGGAUGGCUUGGAUGCUAGGCUACGGGCUCUUAGGGCGACCAACUGAAUUCUAACCUGAUAGUCUCUGACAUAUUCUUUCACGUUGCCUUUUCAUCGUUAUUCUUCUCUUUCGGGCGAGCUACGGCAGUAGUGAAUAGUACCUCGGGAAUGCUUGGUCGAAAUUUGUUUGCUUACAUUCUGGGAGUGGCCCAUGGGUACCCUGGUGUGUCGCCCCGCUAUGGGCACUUACGAUGUUAUGUGUCAUUACCAUUCUACUCUGUAUACUCUUUAUGGUCCUCACUGUCGCUCUUCUUACUGGCAUUGCAUUUGUUGCGGGUCACCCCCAGGCGC
Messenger RNA from Aspergillus ibericus CBS 121593, 1059 nucleotides. RefSeq names its product putative SNF7 family protein Fti1/Did2. The transcript is spliced from 2 exons. Gene Ontology annotation, cellular component: multivesicular body; ESCRT III complex. Gene Ontology annotation, biological process: endosome transport via multivesicular body sorting pathway; late endosome to vacuole transport; protein transport. Bases 146 to 775 code for a protein of 209 amino acids. The record is from RefSeq and is a predicted model, not a curated record. Lineage: Eukaryota; Fungi; Ascomycota; Eurotiomycetes; Eurotiales; Aspergillaceae.